AGCUUGUGGUUAGUUUUGAGCGGGAGAUCGAACGGAACGCGUCUCGCGAGAAGGAACGGAGAAGGCGAACAAGUUGGACGAAGAUGAUGAGACAUGCCGGCUAGAUGACACGGAUAUGUCGAACGAAUCGAUAAACAAUUUACGAUGCGACUGGAUUGCUUGAAAUUAAAGGAAGGAAUCGUUGAUCCCUAAAACGUUUGAAGGAGGUGUGAUCCAUUCAGAUUGAUAUCGAGGUCGUGAUCAUUGGAGGGGGCAACGGAAGUGAUAAAAGGUGCACGUGGUAGGGUAAUAUCGGUGUGACGAAAUCAAAAGUGUAUUAAUUGUCGUUCUGAUUCCUGGUCUAUACACGCUUCAACUAUCUAUAUCUUUGAUUGUGCUAAAUAUUGUUCAAUCAGAUACAGGUGAACUUCUAUUUAAAUAUUUGAAAAAAUACUUAUCCGGUGAAAUCUAGUCUUCGUCAAGGAUGCAUUUAAGAUCCGUGAUCGUGAUCGUAUAUUUGUGCGUGGUGCAUGCAAACUGCCAGUUCUUCGAUAUUAAGAAUUUGAAGAAUUACGCAAAGAUAUUUAACUUCGGUGGUUUGUCGCUAAACCAGACUGAGAAUGAAUUGUGGAAAGGAUUGAUCAGGGACUGUGAUCGAUCCGUAACGUUUUCCUGCAUACAGAAAAACGCUUACACGUACCUAGACAAUGUUUUCGUGGAGAGAGAUAAUAUCACGGUGUUUGAGGGUUUGACUAUGACGAAAAAUAAUUUGGACUAUGGAACAUGUCGCAGGAAGAGUGAUGAAGAUGAUUCCAUGGAUGAGAAUCUGGUGGAAAGGUCCAGUAAGGAUAAUUGCGACGAAGACGAAAGUGAAGAGGAGAAGGGGGAGGAAAGAGGUCGACAGUUCGGCGAGGAGCAGUCACCUUUGGAGGAAGUGACUAACGCGUUACGGAAGAGGGCGAUGAAAUUCCUUGCGACCAGGGAUUAUCAGAUUCAAUUACCCGAUUUUUUCUUCGAAGGAGCCACGAUUCGAAUAAGUCCUCGUGAGAUUGAUGAAAAUGGCGCUCUGGUUAGAGUAGACUUCGGUCAACAAGGCUUAGAAAGCGAAGGAAGAAUCUUCAAGAAAAUUAGAAAAUUUAUACAGAACAAGCUGAUGACAAGUUUGUUAGCCCUGUUGCUCAUCAUCAAACUAAUCAAAUUGAAGUUCAUGUUCGUGAUACCGUUCCUGUUCGGCGUGGGCACAGCGAAGAAGCUCUUCCUGAAAUUGUUACUUUUCUUUAUCCCAGCAUUUGCGCACGUUUUUAAGUUAUGCUCGAGCUACUAUUCUGCGCACAGUACAAAGUACCACCACCACCAUCAUCAGGUAGCGCAUCACCAUCACCACGUACCAGUUCCAGUACCAGUUCCAACUUACUACAACCAUCACCACCACCAUCACGACGAUGAGUUCGAUGGUUACGAUUAUGCUCAUCCUCAUAUUCAAUAUCGAAAAGACAUCGAAGAAUUGAAGGAAUGGGGCAUCGAACCUUACGAAGAGUCUUACGAAGCUCAAACCGAGCCUGUAGGAGCUGGCACGGUGCCAGCUCGACCUCCACCAGGAGUGCUGCCGGCGCCAUUCCCAGCGCCCACUUACUCUGGAACGUAUGGUAUUCCUCAGUAUGCGCCGAACGCGCAGCCAAUAGCUUCUCCGUAUUUAGAAAAACGUCCGCUGACAUCUGCUCAUAAUCUGGCCUACUCAGCAUACGUUGAUAAUAAUCGUAGAACAGUUGUUCAACCAGCUUCGCCAACUGUCGUCAACGUCCCUUUAAAUCCUGCAAACCUGCCGUCAACGAUGUUGCCAACUGCGACAAAUAUAAAGAAUUCGUACAUUGCGUUUGGACAGCAAAAUGCGAGACAAGCUUCGGCGAAGAGCAGUCAGGUAGAUUCGAAAGCAACAGUGGUUACACAACGAUCAGGAUACGACGAUGAAUAUUAUGGACCGAUAAUUAACAGGCUUGAAGAUAUAUUUAAGCAACUUAGAUUCGUCGAAGAAAGUUGCAAAGAGAGGCUCGUGUGCAGUAUGUACAAGAAUCCGGCUGUGUAUUCGCCGCACAGCAACCUCGUUUCGAACGAACUGUCCAGAGAUCCACAGGAGUUGAAACGUACGGGGACCGAAAGCUCGUCCAGCAAGAAGUUCCACAGAUAUUUCAACGCGGCUAGAUUGGGUCAAGAUGGUGGAGAUUGCUUGAGAACAUAUCCAUGUCACAUAAAUACCGAAUAAACUCGGUGUGAAUUUUUGUUACUAAGUAAUGAAGAAUUGUCGUGGGGACAAGAACAUAUGUUGAAGUCACCGACUUCUGGCAUCAUGACAUGAGUACGACUGGUGGGUCUGUUCCGCUAGGCGUUAUCAAGGCGGCCACGGACACGGCUGUAGGCUAUUAGUUAGUGUCAAGGCCAUGAAUUGAUUAUUUGGAUAGAGGAUGUCAGAUAAUUUUACGUCCAAUUUAUUAAAGUAUUUUAUAAUAAUAAGGACACUUUUUGUAAUAUGUAAAAGUACUUCGAUUGUUCCUUGUGAAGCUUAGUGCUCGCACUCAUGGCAGCGUUACGUGGAAUUUGUGAUGGGAUGAAUACUAAAUCGAGAAGAAGCGAGCUUUCUAUUCGAUUUCAUUAAAUACUUUCUAUUAGAAAUGUAAAUACAAGAUCUUUUUGGAGUUUUUGUUACGAGGAGUUUCUUAAGCACUCGUUCAGUCUUCGGUACUAUCUGAAGCAGAAUGAAAUUUUCUGAUGAAAUGUCAAACUUCGUUCUUUUGACACUUUGUCAGGAAAGUAACAGAAAUGUAACUCUUAGAUAACAAUCUUCGAUCAUGCACUGGAUUGCGUGAAUAUGAUAGUUUCACGUUUUUCCAAGUACUACUGUUCAAUAGUAUAUUUUCUUACAUAUUUUAUGCAAUUAAAAAUAUUUUCUCUGUGACAUUUUACCCAGUACGAUAUAGUUGUGUAGUCACAAGAAAGUGGUAAUUUAUGUAUGUGUAAUUUAUAAAUAACUUAAUUCAAAUGUAAGUCGAUACAUUAUACGAAUUAUGCGAAUUGAUCGAAUACGGGAAUCUUAAUACUACAUCCAAUGAUUUAUUUAUUUUUAGAUAUGAUUAUUUAUUAUUACCUUCUCGGGUGCCAUACCCAACUAUUAUUUAUUGUACGCGUUAACAACUAGGUUAUGUAUAGUCUGUAAGUUAUGUAUUGUACAAAGAUAAACUAAUACUUCGAUUACACUACCUCGAAGUUGUAUCGUAUAUUAUUGUUUCGUUCGUAAUAAAUGAUGUAAAAAGAACAACUACUAUUGUAUCAUACUUUAUAUUACCAAAACUAGUAUAAUAUAAUGCAAUGCUCAUCGAAA
This is a messenger RNA of Bombus terrestris (buff-tailed bumblebee), 3352 nucleotides long. RefSeq lists its product as uncharacterized. The record is from RefSeq and is a predicted model, not a curated record. The transcript is spliced from 4 exons. NCBI's taxonomy places the organism in Eukaryota, Metazoa, Arthropoda, Insecta, Hymenoptera, Apidae. The coding region runs from base 464 to 2239 and encodes 591 amino acids.